CAAGAGCUAACUUUUUUUUUCUAAAAAACUUAUUCUUUUUCAUCGCUACUCCUCUUCUGCGAUGACUACUCCCGCAACCUCUACUGAGGUUUCUUCUGCUGCGAUUCCUUCUACGCUGGCCGCAACCUCUUAUACGCCAGCCGCAACCUCUUAUACGCCGGCCGCGACAACUUCCUUCUCCUCUUCCAUUAUGGUCAGCAUGCCUCUCUCUGCUGCAGAAUCAUCCUCCGGCGCCGCAGCUGUCUUUGCGUCGCAGCCGGUCGGAUUCUCUUCACCCAGCGCAUCUGCCGGACUGUGGUCCUCUCCCGAUGUGACGCCACUUUUCCAGACUCUGGCGCCGACUUUUCCCUGGCAGAUAGCACGCACCGAGCCACCUGCGUCCCUAUUCCCUGCAUCGCAGACUCAGGGUUCCAAUUUCUUUGGACCAACAUUCAGCGGUUCGCCGGGUAUUGUUCGUCCACCUGAUUCUCCAAUUUUUGGCAGUCCUAUGGCCUCGUUGGUACAGUCUCUUACUCAUAUCUCUAAUGUUGGCCAAAUUGUGACCAUUAAAUUAAAGGCUGUGGAAGAUUAUUUAACUUGGCGCACUCAAUUUGAGUCGUUUAUAGUUUCUCAAGGUUUACUUGGCAUGCUUGAUGGAUCUAUUCUUGUUCCUCCUAUCUACACUGUGGAUUUUAAUAAUCGUCAGGUGCCUAAUACUGAGUACUAUCAUUGGUUAAGGGUAGAUCAAACUAUUCGUUCACUACCAGAAUUUUCAACAUUUGCUGCUGCUUAUUUGCUGCGGUUCUUUUACAACCCCAGCAAUUAAGUAAAAAUUUUAAUGUAUUUGCGGCGGUUAUACAUUAACCGUAGCAAUUGUUCCACAAAAAUUAGUUAUUUGCAGCGUAAUUUUAGGAACCGCAACAAUUGUGUUGGAUAGACGCAUUAUUUGAUGCGGUGAUAACUCAACCGCAACAAUUCUGACUAAAAAUCUUAUUUAUGCUUAGGCCUGGGACCGGUUCGGUUCCUAGGCCAAAUAUGUGGAACCGUUUGAAAAUAUGAAAUUUUACUAACGGUUCAGUUCUUAUAAAUUAUUUUAUAGAACCGAUAAGGAACCGAACCGUUCUUAACGGUUCGGUUCUUGUCAUUUAACGGUUCCUAGUCUUCGAAAAAAUUCUUACAAAUCAUGACUAAAUUUUUGCCAAAAAGACAGUUUACGUUUGAAAUCUAUAUCUAUAUCUAUAUUAUAUAGUAAAUUAUAUAGUAAAACAGAAAAGUGUGGGGGAAAGUUGGGAGGGAAUUUGGGCGGGAAGGUGUGUUCAACUUCAAAUAGGUGCUGCCAACGAUUCCUAAAGUGUUUUAGGAAAAAACGUGUCAUUAAAUGAGUUGUUUUUGGGAUAUUUGAGGUGUCUUUUGGUCUUCCAAAAAAAUGUGCAUAAUGAGUUCAACAUUAAUAGGAGUGGGCCGGGGUGUUUUAAGAAAAACGUGCAUUGCAUAUUGAGUUCAACAUUUAAAUUUAUUUUGAAGUCGGUGUCAUCUCAAUGCAUGCAUCAUGCAUGUUUUGUCCCUAGCAACCUAGCUAUUGAAAGCACACGCAGAUUUAAAAAGGGAAAAAGAAAAGAAACAACACAUUGAAUAUGAAUGGUUGGAAUCUCCAAUGUGUAGAAACGAGCUUCAUUUCAAAUUCCAGGUGCCUUUUAAAUUUCCCAAUAAGCAUGUAUUGGGUAUAUAUAUGGUCAGCUUCCUUAGCCGACUCCCAUGCCCACAAUCCUGCUAUAUAUAUGUUCGUGAGGCGCCAACCCAUUAAACCAGGAGUAUCUUGAGAAAAUGUGAAAAGUGAAGGUCAAACUACGUUUUCUUUUAUUCAUUUUUCGCUACAUUACUAUUAUGAGUACGAUUUACUAUAAUCUUUGGUGAUGUGAUCUGAAUGCAGGAGUUAGUUUGCAUGGUCACAUUAAUGCGUACCUUUUUCUCCAGAAACCAAACAUUUAAGAGAGAGCACAGCUAGCUAGCCGUGCCUAGGGAAUUAGUUCAACCGGUUUACGGUUCUGUUCAUCCCCCCAGAUUUGCAUUAUAAGAUGUUUCCAGUUCUCUUUUGAUGAUCUGAGUUCUCUACGGUGGCUACUCAUACCAAACUUUUUUUUGGAAGAACUCAUACAAAACUUUUUUUAUUUUAUUUUCUUAUAUUCAAGUAUUUUUGCAAUAACAAAUUUUUAAUUGGCAACUUCAGGACGCCAUUUCGAUUGUUGCCUAACAAGUCAAAGUAUUUGAUGUAGUGAACUCAUUUAUAAAAAUAUUUUUUAUUUUUAUACAUGUUCAACUUCGUAUGUUUUUUACUAGGAUAUAUAGCGGUGUUUUCAUACAAAGUGGGCACCUAGGAUGCACGGAAACGUCAAACUCCCUCAAGUUUCCGUCCCGGAAACGUUUCGGAAACGCGAAACGCCAGGAAACGCCGGGAAACGGCAGGGAAACGCGGAGAAACGUUUCUGAUGACUUGGGCUUUUGGGCCGGCUUGGGGAAACGUAUCGGAAACGGGAAUUCAAUUGGGCCACGGCGUUUCUGGUUAUUUUUCUCAAAAACAAGGUCGGUCAAUUUGGAGCUGGGCAAUUCGCGUUUUUUUUUAAAUUAAAACUAACCUGCGACGCUCGCUUGUAGUCUGCGACUCUAGCAUCACUCGACGGCAAUUAAGGGCUUGAAUACUGAAGCAACGCUGGUGACGACGGGAAACCUAAUGCUGAACUGCUGAAGUUGGUGACCGGUGAAAGCCAUCUGCUGGCCUGCUGCUGCCUGCUGCUCUACUUCGCUGGACGCGUGGGUUAAAGUGGGUCUGGGUAGUGCCGUAUUAGCCUAUUUGGGGAAGUUUCAAAAUUUUAGAUUCUUUAAUUUGUGGUAAGUGCUUCCUAUUGUCAUUAAAUAUGGAACAUACUGAUGUUACUGGUAAUUUGAGUGUGUUACACAAAUUUGCACUUGUUAAUUUAUCAUUGGAGAGUGUUUAUCACGGAAUGAAACAUUUACUUUUUCAUUUUAUUUAUUAUGCAUGUAUGAUGCAUUAUAAUAAAGAGAAUGUUUUGUUUACUUAUUUCAUAGUUGUUGGACGUAAACAUUACUUAUACUAGUAAAAUUUUAAUUUUUAGUUUGACGUUUCCUUGCCGUACCCGUAUCUUGAUAUUUUGAGUUUAGAGUUUCCCCGUCCCCGUUUCCGUCCCCGUUUCCGUUUCCGUUUCCGUCCCGGUGCUACUUAGGUGGGCACACGUGGAAGGAUAGUUGUAACGUAACUUAAUACUCUUUGGUCUGUACUACGUAUUUAUCAAGUUAUUUUCAAGAUGAUAAAGGAUGUUCUAUGAACUUCUUGAUAAAAGGAUGGUAGACAUACAUUCAUACAAGGGUAACGUAUGUGUUACUCCUUAUAUAGAAGCAAGUGUUUUAAAAUUUGUAAAACUUUUAAUUGUUUCUGUCUUUCAAGAUUCAAUUCAUGAAGUUGAAUUUAAAUUUUGAUUACUAGAGUUACAUCAAUUUUGAAAAUGCAGAAACACGUUUACUUAAUACGAGUCAUAGAAAGUUUGAUGUUAGGGUUGAGCUUUGUGCGGCAUUAUAGAGAAAGGAGCAUCAUGGCGGAAGAUGGCCAUAAAACGCCAUGUACUAGGCUUAGUUGAGGGAUCCGAGAUCAUGAUUGAGGGUUUAGAAUCAAAUUUUGAUAGACUAAAUAAUCAAAUUUUGUGGCUAAAUUUAAUUUCUUAAAAUUAAAAUUAGUUCAAUAUACUCUGUAUAUAACUAUGUAUAUUUGAAAAUGGAAUCUGGAAUAUCCAUUGCCUCGAACUUUAAUUUGCUGCCUUGAAUUUCAAUAUUAAAAGGCUGUUUUGUAAAUCGUUUAUAAAUAAUUGAUUAAAUUUGGAGUAAUUUAAAUUAUCGUAUUAUCAAAUUGGCAUUGCUCUGUACAAGGUAUAUCUCUGCAUACUUUGUACGGAGUAUAAUAUAAAGGUGGACAUAUAAAGGUGGACAUAUACCCGAGUAAGUGGUAUCUUCUAGGAACCACUGAAUCAUUUAUUGGUUGAUGAUCCGGGGCAACGAGGCUGUACGACAAUUGAUGAGAACGAAGCUGAUCUCCAAAGUAUGCGACUAAAAACGAAUUGUUGUGAUGUUGGUAUGCUAAAUUCAAGUUAAGUGUAAGUUCAAUAGUAUCGAAAAUGAGAAAUGAUUUUAUUUGGUUAUUGGUCUUCAAAAGUAUUGUAUUAUAAUGUAUGGAGAAUUACUUUUGACACGAAAGAAUAGAUACUCCUUCCGUCCCCUAAUUAAGUUCCUGGUUUGACUUCACACAUAUUAAGAAAAUAAAUUUGACUUUAUUCUGGAGUGCACUGUUUUGCACUGUUUAAACACAGUUGACACUGUUUGGACACUGUUUGACACUGUUUUGAUGUAGAUUAUUUGCCAAAUAAGAAAAGUAUUGAAGUGCGAAGUUAAUUUAGGGACUGCCCAAAAAGGAAAGUGAGAACUUAAUUGGGGGACGGAAGGAGUAUGUUUUCAGAUUACCACCUUGAAAUAUUAUUUUUUUUGCUAUCAUUUACUUCGUAUGUUUAAAGUUCUUAUAAUUAAACUCUCAUGUGCGUGGGAAAAUAUGUAUAAUUCGUAUUAUUCAAAUAUAUUGUCCCGUGCAUCGCACGGGUAUAAUACUAGUUACGAUACAAAUAUGCUUAAACAGUUAAAUAAAAUAAUAAUUUUAAAUACUUUGGACCUUCAAAGUGCCGACCCGCUGAAGUUCUGACCUAAUGAGAGGCCUAAGAAGCCUAAGAGAACCGGUUGAAGUGAAUAAUAGUUUUAAAUAGUUGAAUAACUAAACUAAAAUAAUGAAUGUAAUAUAAAAAUAAGUAAGUAAAUAUACAUAAAAAUAUAUAUAUAUAUAUACACUCAUAAGAAAUAUAUAUAAUUUUAGAUUUAGGAUCAAAUGAGAACAACCCUUAACGUGAGAACGUGAGAACACCACAUUUACCCAAAUGUGAUGCACAAUGAGGCUCGCCCAAUGCACAUUUUCGCGUUCGGCACAGUAUUUACUAAAAUGCCACCGUCAUUAUUUAUAUAGGCUUAUUUUGAGCUAAACCCAAAUGUGCACCUGACGGGCUCAAUUGUGUA
Cuscuta epithymum is the source of this 5100-nucleotide messenger RNA. Lineage: Eukaryota; Viridiplantae; Streptophyta; Magnoliopsida; Solanales; Convolvulaceae. The record is from the annotation of a GenBank genome assembly.